GCUCGCCCCGCGCCCCCCGCCCGGCCCCGGCGCCUCCAUGGGCGCGAUGCUGCUGCCGCUCGCCCUGCUGCCCUGCGCCUUCGUCCUGCUGCGAGCCGCAGCCUCUCUCCAAGUGGACAUCGUUCCCAGCCAGGGGGAGAUCAGCGUUGGAGAAUCCAAGUUCUUCUUAUGUCAAGUGGCAGGGGAGGCCAAGUUCAAGGACAUCUCGUGGUUCUCCCCGAACGGGGAGCGGCUGAGCCCGAACCAGCAGCGCAUCUCGGUGGUGCGCAACGAUGACUUCUCCUCCACCCUCACCAUCUACAACGCCAACAUCGACGACGCCGGCAUCUACAAGUGUGUGGUCAGCAGCCCUGAGGAGGGCGACUCCGAGGCCACCGUCAACGUCAAGAUUUUCCAAAAGCUGAUGUUCAAGAACGCCCCCACCCCUCAGGAGUUCAAGGAAGGGGACGAUGCUGUGAUCGUGUGUGACGUGGUCAGCUCACUGCCCCCCACCAUCAUCUGGAAGCACAAAGGCAGGGAUGUCAUCCUAAAAAAGGAUGUGCGGUUCAUCGUCCUGUCCAACAACUACCUGCAGAUCAGGGGCAUCAAGAAGACAGAUGAGGGCACCUACAGGUGUGAGGGGAGGAUCCUGGCCCGUGGGGAGAUCAACUUCAAAGACAUCCAGGUCAUCGUGAACGUGCCUCCCUCGGUGCGUGCCAGGCAGAGCACCAUGAACGCCACCGCCAACCUGAGCCAGUCUGUCACCCUGGCCUGCGACGCCGACGGCUUCCCCGAGCCCACCGUGACGUGGACAAAGGAUGGAGAGCCCCUGGAGGAGGUGGUGGAUGAGGACAAGUUCAGCCUCAGCUACGACGGCUCCGAGCUGCAGAUCCGGCGCGUGGACAAGAGCGACGAGGCCGAGUACAUCUGCAUUGCUGAGAACAAGGCUGGCGAGGCUGAUGCCACCAUCCACCUCAAAGUCUUUGCCAAACCCAAAAUCACCUACGUGGAGAACAAGACAGCCAUGGAGCUGGAGGAUCAGAUCACGCUGACCUGCGAGGCCUCGGGGGACCCCAUCCCCUCCAUCACCUGGAGAACCUCCACCAGGAACAUCAGCAAUGAGGAGAAGGCUUCGUGGACCCGGCCCGAGAAACAAGAGACGCUGGACGGGCGCAUCGUGGUGCGCAGCCACGCGCGCGUCUCCUCGCUGACGCUCAAGGACAUCCAGUACACGGACGCGGGCGAGUACGUGUGCACGGCCAGCAACACCAUCGGCCAGGACUCGCAGCCCAUGUACCUGGAAGUGCAGUAUGCCCCCAAGCUCCAGGGCCCCGUGGCCGUGUACACGUGGGAAGGAAACCAAGUGAACAUCACCUGUGAGGUGUUUGCCUACCCCAGUGCUGUCAUCUCCUGGUUCAGGGAUGGGCAGCUCCUCCCCAGCUCCAACUACAGCAACAUCAAGAUCUACAACACCCCCUCAGCCAGUUACCUGGAGGUGACCCCAGACUCGGAGAAUGACUUUGGGAACUACAACUGCACGGCUGUGAACCGCAUCGGGCAGGAGUCCUCCGAGUUCAUCCUGGUGCAGGCAGACACGCCGUCCUCGCCCUCCAUCGGCAGGGUGGAGCCCUAUUCCAGCAGUGCCCAGGUGGAGUUCGACGAGCCCGAGGCCACGGGUGGGGUGCCCAUCCUCAGGUACAAGGCGGAGUGGAGGGCCCUGGGCGAGGGGGACUGGCACACCAGGCUCUAUGAUGCCAAGGAAGCCAACGUGGAGGGGAUGGUGACCAUCACAGGGCUGAGGCCUGAGACCACCUAUGCAGUGAGGCUGUCAGCAGUCAAUGGCAAGGGCGUGGGGGAGCUCAGCCUGCCCGCAGAGUUCAAGACUCAGCCAGUCCGCAUCCCUCACCCACAAGGGGAACCCAGUGCCCCCAAGCUGGAAGGUCACAUAGGAGAGGAUGGCAACUCCAUCAAAGUGAAUGUCAUCAAGCAGGACGAUGGAGGCUCCCCCAUCAGGCACUACCUGAUCAAGUACAAAGCUAAGCACUCCUCGGAGUGGAAGCCCGAGAUCCGGCUGCCGUCAGGCAGUGACCACGUCAUGCUGAAGUCACUGGACUGGAAUGCAGACUAUGAGGUGUACGUGGUGGCCGAGAACCAGCAGGGCAAGUCCAAGCCUGCCCACUACGCCUUCCGCACGUCAGCACAGCCCACGGUGAUCCCAGCCAGCACCAGCCCUACCUCGGGCCUGGGCACUGCUGCCAUCAUUGGCAUCCUCGUGGUGGUGUUUGUGGCGCUGCUGGUGGCCGUGGAUGUCACCUGCUACUUCCUGAACAAGUGCGGGCUGCUCAUGUGCAUCGCCGUCAACCUGUGCGGCAAAUCCGGCCCGGGGGCCAAGGGCAAGGACAUGGAGGAGGGCAAGGCGGCCUUCUCGAAGGACGAGUCCAAGGAGCCCAUCGUGGAGGUGCGCACCGAGGAGGAGAGGACCCCCAACCACGAUGGGGGCAAGCACACGGAGCCCAACGAGACCACCCCGCUGACAGAGCCAGAGCACCCCGCCGACACCGCGGCCACCGUGGAGGACAUGCUGCCUUCUGUCACCACGGGCACCACUAACUCUGACACUAUCACUGAAACCUUUGCCACUGCCCAGAACAGCCCCACCAGCGAGAGCACCACGCUGACCUCCAGCAUUGCCCCUCCGGCCGCGGCCACCGCCGACGCCAGCGCCGCGGCCGCCGGCCAGGCCACCCCGGCCAAAGGCACGGCCACCGCCUCGGUGUCGUCACCGCCGCCCUCCUCCACCCCCAGAGUGGCCCCUCUUGUUGAUCUCAGCGACACCCCCAGCUCUGCUCCGGCCACCAGUAAUUUAUCUUCAAGUGUCCUGCCGGGGCAGGCCGUGCUCAGCCCCAGCGCCGCCGCGGCCGACGCCGCCAAAGCCGGCAGCAAGCCGGCCACCCCCAGCCCCAGCAGCCUCAGCAGCCCUGCAGCUCCCUCAGAGCCCAAGCAGGAGGUGGCCAAGAGCCCCGAGAAGGAGCCCAGCACGGUGAAGAGCCCGGCAGAGACCCCCAAGAACCCGAGCGGCGUGAAGAGCGAGGCUGCCUCGGGCAGCGCCGCCAACCCCUCGCAGAACGAGGACUUAAAAAUGGACGAAGGGACCUUCAAGCCACCAGACAUUGACCUUGCCAAGGAUGUUUUUGCAGCUCUUGGCACUGCUACUCCUCCUGCUGCCGGCGGGGCUGGUGGGCAAGCCCCCGAGGCUGCUGCUGCAGACAGCUCUGCCCCCGCAAAGACCGAGAAAAUGCCAGCAGAGGACAAAGGCGCCGUGCAGGACAGGAAGAGCCCCCCGGCAGAGGUGAAGACGGUGCCCAACGAAGCCACACAAACAAAGGAGAACGAGAGCAAAGCAUGAUCAGCACCGGCAGAGGGGGCAGAAAGCUCCCCCGAGCAUUGAAAUCACAACCCACACACCCAUCUCAUUCCUCUAGUGUCUGUUGCCUUUUUUUAAAAAAGAAAAACAAACCAACCAACCAGAAAAAUGCAUAAAUGGGGGGAGGGAGGGAAUGUCUCUUUUUUCCUUUUGUUUCCUUUUUUUUGUUUUUCUCCUCUUCUUCUCUUUUUGUUGUUUUUUUGUUUGUUUUGAUUGAGUUCUGUUUUGUGGUUUCUUUGAGAUUUCUAGAAAGGUUCUAUUCGUUGUGCACUUGCUUUUAAAAAGUAAAACAUGUUAAGAACAGGGUUAAACCCGUCACCAAAUCAGGGCUCAGCUGCCCUGUGUAUAUUCAAACAAGCAAACAUUGCAAUGCUGGUUGCAAUGUGGUUGGGAAGCUCCAAAUCAAGUAGUCCUAGACACAAAAAAAAGAAAAAAAAACUACUAAAAAAGACAAAAAAAAAAAAAGCCAAGAGACCCUGUUGUUUCCUUUGUUAGUAUAGCAGAGAUAACCAGUGUGCUGCUGGGCACAGCUGGUGCUUAAAGAACAAAGUCCACAAUUUAUUUUUAUACUUUUCAGUCGAGUUUGAAAUAUGUAAAGCCUCAUAAAUAAGUUAUGGUUUCUGUUCACCUUGUAUCUGGUCAGUAUGCAAAGUGUCUCGAGCUCUUUGUGACUGAAUCCUGCUCGCCACGUUAGACUUCAUUUGGGGUUUAUUGUUCUUGUUUGUUUUUAGGAAGAAUGCCAAAAUUGCAGCUUGGGGGAUGUAUUUCAAUUUGCAGUAUUCAGACUCUACAUUUCUUUUUCAAUUCUACGUUCAAUUUUUUUUUUUUUUUGCCAACUUUGGUUCUUUCCAGUGUUUACAAUUGACAGAUAUUUUUUUAACUUGUGUUGAAAUGGAUGUGUAAAAUAGCUGCCUUUUUCUUUUUCUUUUCUUUUUUUUAUUUAGUUUUGUUUUGUUUUUUCAGUCCAUCCAGUCCUGUAGACACUAGGGUAGCAGCAUGCUUGCUUUGCAAAGGGAGACAUUUUCAACCAUGGAUGUUUACAGUAGUCGUUUCCCCUUUUCUCUUUUCUUAAUUAUUGUUAUUAUUAUUAUUAUUGUUAUUAUUAUUAUUAUUAUUUCUUACUGGAGUAAGAAGAAAAGCGAUGCUGGGGUUUGGUUUGGGGUUUUUUUGGGGGGUGGGGGUGUUCAGAGCACUCCCCACCAGGCAAGGGCUUUGUCCAGCACUCCCCAAACCUGCUUGGGGUGAGGGAGCUGCUGGAGAAAAUCCUCCUGUGCUUAAAUUUUCUUUGGAUCCCUCGCUGGACCUGGGCCUGACUGCAUAGAGAAAUAUCAUCUCUGCUUUUUUAGGACAUUCUCCCCUUUGUUCACAGACCCCUCCCGGGCUCUGGGGAGCUCCAGGGAGCUUGGACAGUCUGGGCUGGUCUGGGCCAGAUGGAUCCCUCCUGGUUAGGGCAGGAAAUUCCCAAUUUCAGUCAAUUCCAAAUUCAGCAAAUUCCAGUUUCGGUAAAUACCAAUUUCAGAAAAUCCCAAUUUCAGUAAAUUCUGAUUUCAGAAAAUACCAGCUGCAGAAAAUACCAAUUUCAGCAAAUUCCAGUUUCAGCAAAUACCAGUUUUGAUAAAUACCAAUUUCAGAAAAUACCAAUUUCAGUAAACACCAAUUUCAGAAAAUUCCAGUUUCAGAAAAAUACCAAUUUCAGAAAAAAGCAAUUUCAGUAAAUCCCAAUUUCAGUCAAUUCCAAUUUCAGCCAAUUCCAAUUUCAGCAAACACCAAUUUCAGUAAAUCUCAAUUUCAAUGAACUCUAAUUUCAGUAAAUCCCAAUUUCAAUAAACUCUAAUUUCAUUAAAUACCAAUUUCAGUAAAUACCAUGUCCUCUGACCCUAAAUAAAAAUACAAACCCAAAAAUAAAGGUUUUUCCCCCAAAGGUGCUGGGCAGAUUCCAGACCCUUCCUGCAGGUCCAACCCCUGGAAUCAGGAGCAGGGGCUGGAAUUCUGUGCCAGGGAAAAUGAAAUUAUGGAUGGGGGAGCUGAGGAGUGGGAUUGAUCAUCAGGAAUCACAGCAAAUCUGAAUUUGGGGUAAUGGGAUUGAUCAUCAGUGAUCACAGAGCAACUCUGAAUUUGGGGUGGGAGAGCUGAGGAAUGGGAUUUAUUAUCAGGAAUCACAGCAAAUCUGAAUUUGGGGUAAUGGGAUUUAUUAUCAGGAAUCACAGAAAUUCUGAGAUUUGGGGUAAUGGGAUUUAUUGUCAGGAAUCACACAGCAACUCUGAGAUUUGGGGGUGAGAAGGAGCUUUGAGCAGAAGGAAGGCAGAGUGUAGGGAGAGACCAGCCCAUUGUAUAGAGAUGUUCCUCCUGUUGGGGUUUUGGGUAUUAUUUCCUUUUUUUUUUUAUUUUUAUUUUUAUUUUAUUUUAUUUUCCCUUUUAUUUUAUUUUCAUUUUGUUUUGAUUUUUUUUUAAUUCUACUUUAGAUCUGCAAGCUUGUGCACUGUGGGUGCGUGACUAUUUUAGUGUGAACCGUGUUUUUUGUCAUAGUAUUGAAAUAAUAAAAGCUUCAACAUA
Molecule: messenger RNA, 5956 nt
Organism: Catharus ustulatus (Swainson's thrush)
Lineage: Eukaryota; Metazoa; Chordata; Aves; Passeriformes; Turdidae
Gene: NCAM1
Product: neural cell adhesion molecule 1
Exons: 22
Coding region: 38-3385 (1115 amino acids)
Biological process (GO): cell adhesion
Cellular component (GO): membrane
Molecular function (GO): protein binding
Source: RefSeq, a predicted model, not a curated record